Messenger RNA from Quercus lobata, 2583 nucleotides. Its product is annotated as zinc finger BED domain-containing protein RICESLEEPER 1-like. The transcript has 7 exons. Bases 1 to 2583 code for a protein of 860 amino acids. Gene Ontology annotation, molecular function: DNA binding; protein dimerization activity. NCBI's taxonomy places the organism in Eukaryota, Viridiplantae, Streptophyta, Magnoliopsida, Fagales, Fagaceae. The record is from RefSeq and is a predicted model, not a curated record.
AUGUAUAAUGGUAGAACAGACCUGAUGGAACAUGUCAGUCAUUUUAACCAAAGAAUGGUUGUACACUCGAGGAAUGAGGCCUUGCUGUGCAAGGUGUUCCCAUCUAGCUUUGGGCCAGUCGCGAUGAGAUGGUUCAAUGGUUUGGAGGAGGGAUCAAUCGAUUCCUUUCAAGAGCUUACUAGGACCUUUGGGGCUAAAUUUGUCACUUGUAGUAGGGUUCCUCGCCCUCUGAACUCUUUGCUAUCUAUGAUUAUGAGAGAGGGUGAAACUCUGAGAACUUACUCGGAUAGAUAUUGGAAGAUGUUUAACGAGGUAGAUGGAGAUUUUAAGGAUAUAGCCAUAAGGAUGUUUAAGGAGCUAGGGGUGUCCAAGGACCCGCAUAAAUCGACCCGCCCGCCCGAAACCGCCCGAACCGAAGGAUUGAAAGCUGACUCCCAAGUAUCAUUAUCUGCCCUCAAGUAUGAGCUUGCCAUACACCCACGGUUUCCUCAUCCCGUGUACUCUUCACUGAGAUUGAAAGCUGAUUCCAAGUAUCAUUAUCUGCCCUCAAGUUUGAAACCCAUACACCCACGGUUUUCUUCAAGGAUACUGGUCAUGGAAACCAACACUAAUGAACCCUUUGUCCAAACACCAGCUGCUACAGAAGAUGAUAUUCCCACCCAAGUUGAGGAUUCUGCUGCUACCCAACCUGCUUCCCAAGCUGAAGCAGCUGCUGCUUCUGAGUUGCCCCCAGUUCCACCAUGCCAAGUGAGUAUGACAGCUCCUGUUAGUGGUAGUUGUAGUGGUAGGAAAAAGUCUGUUGUUUGGGGUCACUUUGAAAAAGUAAAGAUAGGUGAGGGUGAUACUAGUAAGACUAAGGCUAUCUGUAAUUAUUGUCAAAAAUCUUAUAAUGCUGAUAGUAAGAGUUGUGGUACCAGUAAUUUGUUAGCUCAUGUGCCAAUAUGUCCCAAGAACCCUAAUAGAGAAGAUGUAGUUAAAGGGCAGAAAACAUUAGCUUUUUUACCCAAAAAGGAUGGAGAAGACGGAUUCCACCUUGUGCCAACAUCCUUUUCUGUUGAGGCUUGUAGAAAGGCAUUGGCCGAAAUGGUUAUAAUUGAUGAGUUGCCUUUUAGGUAUGUCGAGGGGUACGGGUUUAAGAAAUUUGUUAGUACCUUGCAACCUAAGCUUAGAUUAAAGGAUAUCCCAUCUCGUCAAACUGUAGCUAGGGAUGUGAUUGGCAUUUAUAAUAGUGAGAGAGAGAAGCUAAGGAAAUCCUUGAAGGGUUGUAGGGUGUGUCUCACUACGGACACAUGGACUUCUAUUCAAAAUUUAAAUUAUAUGUGUCUGACUUGUCACUUUAUUGAUGAUGCUUGGAAAUUGCAUAAGAGAAUUCUAAAUUUUUGUCAAGUUGAAGACCACAAGGGGGAGACUAUAGGUAGAAAGAUUGAGAUGUCGUUGCGUGAGUGGGGUAUUGAUGGGAUAUUUACCUUGACAGUAGAUAAUGCUAGCUCAAAUUUAACAACAAUUAAAUUUUUGCAAAGGGUGACUAAAGAUUGGAAUGGGGCUGUUUUAGGAAAUGAGUACAUGCACAUGAGGUGUUGUGCCCAUAUCCUAAAUCUCAUUGUGGGGGAGGGUUUAAAAGAGAUAGAUGCAUCUGUUGCUAAGGUGCGUGAAGCUGUGAGGUAUGUGAAGUCCUCACCCAAUAGAAGUCAAACUUUUAAGAGUUUUAUGGAGAGGUUAGGUAUGGAGUCCAAGAGUCUUCUCAGUCUAGAUGUACCUACUAGGUGGAACUCGACCUAUAUCAUGUUAGAAACUGCUGAAAAAUUUGAGAAAGUGUUUCUCCGAAUGGAUUUUGAAGAUGAUGGUUAUUCGUCGUACUUUAGGACCAAGGAAGAUAGUGGUGGUUUGGGGUCUCCAUGUAUGAUUGAUUUCCAAAAUUGUAGAGUGUUUGUGACUUUCUUAAGGCUGUUUUAUAAUGCAACAAAGAAAUUUUCUGGUUCAUUGUAUGUUACUUCAAAUGCCUUCUAUGAUGAGAUCUUUGUUAUUCAGGAGAUUGCAGAAGUGAUGGUUGAUAAGGUGAAAGACCUUUUAUUUAAGUUGUAUAAUUUUUACACUUGUAUUCAUUCACCAAAUGUGCAAGAUCAAAGUGGGAGUGAGAGGACAGAAUUGGAAACUGAUGCUAGUGAUCCAUAUGUUAUGGUUCACUCGCGAUAUGAGCGUUUUUUGCAAGUUGAGCAAUCUGUAGGUUGUAGUAAUGAGCUUGAGAGGUAUUUGGCUGAAAACUGUGAUGGUAGAAAGGAUGCAAAUUUUGAGAUAUUGGAGUGGUGGAGGGACAAUUGUAAUAGGUACAAAGUGUUGUCUAAAGUAGUUAAGGAUGUGCUGGCUGUGCCAGUUUCCACUGUUGCAUCUGAGUCAGCAUUUAGCACUGGAGGUCGAAUUGUUGAUCCAUUUCGAAGUGCAUUAUCUCCUCUCAUGGGUCAAAGCCUUGUAUGUUCACAAAAUUGGCUUCAAGCCACAGUUCCAAUUUCUCAUCGCCAGUCAAGGGAUGAUGUUGAGGCAUUGGAGGAGGAGUUACUUGACUUAGGUAAUAUGCUUAAAUUCUGA